Messenger RNA from Symbiodinium sp. CCMP2592, 840 nucleotides. The record is from the annotation of a GenBank genome assembly. Lineage: Eukaryota; Dinophyceae; Suessiales; Symbiodiniaceae.
AUGCUGGCUCCGGCACUUGGAGAGCGGGCUGGAUCCUCACAAGAAGCCGGGUUAAUUCUGGGGACUUUGGAAGGUUUCCAUGAGAUGGGUGAUGGCUUCCCAAGUUCCUGCACCAAGGCCACCCAGCAGUAUGCUUUGCAGGCCUUCAAGAGCCAGGCCCAGGAAGGCACUCGACGCAGUGAGGAAGAGACGUUGGACCCCGACGUCAGCAGGUUCUGUCAGGAAUCGAUACCGGAGAAGAAGACCACCUUCGAUCAGAUUUUGGCAGAGCUCACUGAGUCCGUUAGCCACCGUGAACCGGGCGUUCCAGUCGAAGAUGAGCUUCUGGACCAAAUACGCAAAGACGACCUCCAGCGGGUCUGCAUGCUUCUGUACUACUACAAGCCGAAACCACACCUCGCGAACAGGCCUCGGGGCACAAGUGGUGGCACGACGCUGAUGGCCGCGGCUCUAAGCGCCAAAGAAGAGAUUGCCCAAGCGUUGCUGGCCGCCGGCGCACCUGUGGAGGCCGAAGACGACUUCGGCCGGACGGCAUUGUUUAAAGCUGCAGCCAGCGGCGACGCGAACAUGAUUAGCAUUAUGUUACGGGCGGGGGCGAACGUGGAUAAGCAGGACAACAAUGGAGACACGGUGAUGCACAUGUGUUCCGAUGGUCGCGUCCACGGAUUCCAAAGAAUCCUCGAAGAACGCCCCAACCUGGCCUUGAAGACGAAGGGCAGCGAAGGCUACACCGCACUUGAGAGUGCCAUCAUGAGGAACCAGUUGAAAUGCAAGAGUGCCAUGGAGGGGGAGACGUGGCCCUUCAUAAAGCCGGGAGAGCCCCAGCCCAGCUCCUCCUAA